AUGUCUGAACGCCGUGUAGAAUCAGAGCCACCGGGCCACGAGGCCACGCCGGCACCUAGCACCUCGGAGACAGCCGUGAGCGAGCCCAUUGACCCAGAAUCCAUGCUUGAUGCAGAAGUGGGCACGCCCUUUGAGCAUGACCGCCUGCACAUUGUCACUUCAACGCAAGGGGUCGAGGCCGUCGGCGAAAUUGAUCAUUUUGGGCGGAUGAACGUUCAGUAUCUGCGCCCCACAGCAGAUCCGGACGUCUUUGAACUGGACGUCGAGCCAAGCCUCAACGCAGACGUUCAGCCAUCCGACGAGGCCGAAGCGUCCAAAGACGCCGAAGAGGCUGAGGCAUCUGAAGAGGUUGAAGAUGCCGACGACGAUGGCGACGACGAACUCGCCCCCUUGCAGCCAUCUCAUCAGUCACCGCGUCGCUCACCCCGCACAUCUCCCCACAAGCGCGCCUCACCUCAGUCGUCCAGGCCUGCUAGCGAGCUGGAUCGCGAUCUGGUUGACCUCACAGAUACGGCGCUUGUGGACCCAAGCAUUCCCAUCUCUCGCCGCGAUCGUCUGCUAAAGGCUGCCGGCAAUGAACCUGACUUUGGCAAACACAACCUGCAUCGUCUCUUUGACCGAGACAAUGAUGGCCGAUUGUCGCAUGCGGAAUUCCAGUCUGGUCUGCUCGCCCUGGGCAUGGAGAUUGAUCGAGACAACGCCGGCACCAUUGAGGAGGACGAGUUUGUGCAAUUCUUUAAGCGUCUGCGUAUGGAUGACAUCACGCGCAAGCUGCAGGGCUUCUCUCGGCGUGAUCCUGUUCGCGUGAAGGUUGUCAGCUAUUGUGCCUCGUCCAAUCACGCCGAGCUCAAUCAGCACGUCGAAUUUGACCUGGCUCAGUUCAAAGACUGGCUUGAUAAUCGACAUCGGCUGCAAAAACUUGGGUUCGCUUUUGAGCUGGCUGCAAUAUCGUCUUCGUGCCAACGCUUCUGCUCAUGUUUCAGGACUCUGCUUCAAGACUCAUUCCGCGUUUUGCAUCAUACUAGGCCGAUCCGCUCUUGGGUCACCGUUAAGGGGUACGAUCCCAAUGUUGCGGACAUGCUCUCCGUUGCCUUGGACAUUCAUGAGGAAAUUCUUCAGGACGUCGUGACCAUUCAGCGUGAUAAGAUUGAGAUUGUUGGGCCCCCAGAAAAGCCCUUUGCGCACAUUUUAGCAAGCGUCUACGCCAUGAACAAUUCACCCAUCUACGUCCCGAGCUAUGGGUUGGCCAAUGUGUACGUGAAGCUGGGCCCCAAUGUCAAGGUUGUCACAAUCGUUCGGUCCCGCUGGUUUGAUGUGUUUUUGCUUGGUUCUGGGGUUUGGGAUCCUGAUGUGCUGGAUAGCCCCGUGUAUAACGUGGUGCGCGAGCUUGAGGAUCAAAUUAUUCGACGCUUUCCAGACGUCAUUCUGGGCAAUGUCAAAUAUCUCGCGUACCUCUUCCUCGAGGCUGUGUCCGAGCUCAAUUACGACAUGCGCGAUGUCUUGAAGCAAUGGCUGGAAAUGAUUGACGACGGCAUUUCGCAAACACCGCGCCCGGAGCACCGUGCACACCUUUUUGAGUAUGCCAAGGUCUCGAGCCUGUACAUGCGAGAGAUGUCAGCCCUAGCCAAUCGUCUUCACACGCUGCGUUGGGACGCCAAAGUGGAGCCCUUCUCCUUCUUCUUUCAAAAUGAGAGCGUGCAAGACGAGCAGACGAACAAUGUGCUGCUCUUGCUGACGUUGGUUACGACCAUCUUCAUCCCAGCCCAGUUCCUGACGGGCCUUUGGGGCAUGAACUUUGAGGAGAUGCCGGAACUCCAUUGGCGCUACGGUUAUGUCAUGUUCUGGUCCUUGGUGGCGGGCUUUACGAUCAUUACCAUUCUAUGGUUCCGUCUCUCGGGCUACUGGCAACUCUCUGGUCACUAA
Molecule: messenger RNA, 1923 nt
Organism: Monosiga brevicollis MX1
Lineage: Eukaryota; Choanoflagellata; Craspedida; Salpingoecidae
Exons: 11
Coding region: 1-1923 (640 amino acids)
Biological process (GO): transmembrane transport; metal ion transport
Cellular component (GO): membrane
Molecular function (GO): magnesium ion transmembrane transporter activity; cobalt ion binding; calcium ion binding
Source: RefSeq, a predicted model, not a curated record